CUAAUUCUUACUGAAAUAGCCUUUUAUUUUUCUUUCAGUAAUUGCCCGUCCUUUUUGGCUGCUGCUUUAGCCAGAGCCACAUCAGAUGAAGUCCUUCAGAGUGAUCUUUCUGCACAUUACAUCCCAAAGGAAGCGGAUGGCACAGAAGGAACUGUGGAGAUUGAGACAGUGAAAUUGGCCCGUUCUGUCUUCAGCAAACUACAUGAGAUUUGCUGCAGCUGGGUGAAAGACUUCCCUCUCCGCAGGAGACCCCAGCUUUAUUAUGAGACAUCAAUCCAUGCCAUCAAAAACAUGCGCAGGAAAAUGGAGGACAAACAUGUCUGCAUUCCUGACUUUAAUAUGCUCUUCAACCUAGAGGACCAGGAAGAACAAGCUUACUUUGCAGUGUUUGAUGGCCACGGAGGAGUGGAUGCUGCCAUUUAUGCCUCCAUUCACCUGCAUGUUAACUUGGUACGCCAGGAGAUGUUCCCCCAUGAUCCUGCUGAAGCCUUGUGCCGGGCCUUUCGGGUCACUGAUGAACGGUUUGUACAGAAAGCAGCCAGGGAGAGCUUAAGAUGUGGGACCACAGGAGUGGUGACUUUUAUCAGAGGCAACAUGCUACAUGUAGCCUGGGUGGGUGAUUCCCAGGUUAUGCUUGUGAGAAAGGGCCAAGCUGUUGAACUAAUGAAGCCACACAAACCAGACAGAGAAGAUGAAAAGCAGCGAAUUGAGGCCCUGGGAGGUUGUGUAGUCUGGUUUGGUGCCUGGCGAGUGAAUGGAAGUCUAUCAGUCUCCAGAGCUAUUGGAGAUGCUGAACAUAAGCCAUAUAUCUGUGGGGAUGCAGAUUCCGCCUCUACUGUGUUGGAUGGAACUGAAGACUACCUCAUUCUGGCCUGCGAUGGCUUCUAUGACACCGUGAACCCUGAUGAGGCGGUGAAAGUUGUAUCUGAUCACUUGAAGGAGAAUAAUGGAGACAGCAGCAUGGUUGCCCACAAAUUAGUGGCGUCAGCUCGUGAUGCUGGGUCAAGUGAUAACAUCACAGUUAUUGUGGUUUUCCUGAGGGACAUGAACAAAGCUGAAAACGUUAGUGAGGAAUCAGACUGGACAGAGAACUCCUUUCAAGGAGGGCAAGAAGAUGGUGGGGAUGAUAAGGAAAAUCAUGGAGAGUGCAAACGCCCUUGGCCUCAGCACCAGUGCUCAGCACCAGCCGACCUAGGUUAUGAUGGGCGUGUGGAUUCAUUCACUGACAGAACUAGCCUGAGCCCAGAGUCCCAAAUCAACGUGCUGGAAGACCCAGGCUACCUAGAUCUCACACAAGUAGAAGCAAGCAAACCUCACAGUGCUCAGUUUUUGCCACCUGUUGAGAUGUUUGGUCCUGGUGCACCAAAGAAAGCAAAUCUCAUUAAUGAGCUAAUAAUGGAGAAAGAAUCAGUUCAGUCAUCAUUGUCUGAAUGGAGCGGUGCUGGAGAGUUUCCCUCUUCCUUUAAUUUGGGUUCAACAGGGCAGCAGAUACACAGAAUGGAGAGUGUGUCUCCUGUCUGUCCUAGGUUGGAAAAUGAACAGUUAAAAUUCCUGGGAAAUAGAGUUUCUAGAUUAGCUCAUUUACGCUAUCACUUCUCAAAGAGGUGGCAUGGAUUCAGGUUUAAUCCAAAGUUUAAUUCAUUCCUCCCUGCUCAAGAGCCUUCCCACAAAGUAGGCACAAGCCUAUUUUCACUUACUUCACGUGGGAAAAGAAAUAGGAUGUUAAGAAGUUCUCUGCCAUGGAGGCAAGAUAGUUGGAAAGAUUAUAAUGAAAACAUGAGGAAGCUCAGAAAGAGUAAUGAUAUUCCAUACCCAGAUCUUCCCUGGAGCUGUAAAAUAUAAUACUUUGUCUUUAGAGUAGGCUAGCUAGCUCUUCUCCAAUAAAACCACCAUCAGAGUAGAAACAAGGUAGACAUUUCUGAAAUAUGUGUUCAUUAUGAAAUCAUAAAUGGCUCAAUUCUUAAAUGUAAAUAGAUCUCUAGGAAACUCAAAAUAGUGAUUUCAAUCAAAAGAAGUUUUUUGGCAGUUUCAUUAGCAAAAUUAUACAACUGAUCCCUGUAAUGUAUCUCCACAUCUACAUACAACCCCACCCCACUGCCUCUUCACACCAUUAGUGGAAGCUUGCAAGGUACUUAUUUCUGUCAGGAUACAGUGUUGAAAUCUGGUCUGAUAUGCCUAAUCUAUCUUUGGAAAACUUAACGUAGAAUUGAUUUAGUUGAGGACUGUUCCUCAAAAGACUCGGGACUAUGAGGGAAAACCCUCCCUUCCCCACUUUUUUGUUUCAAGUCAGAAGCACAUCUUCAACUAAAGACAGCAAAUAGAGUAAUAAUCAGAUUCAUUCAAUGAAGCAGCCUGAUUCUGAGAAUCAUGAAUGUCUCCACAUGACAUGUUACCCUCCCCUAGUCAACUGUGGACCAGACAAGCCAAUGGACAGGAGGUACCUGCUAUAGUGCUCAUCACUCGUACUAUGAGAUAUUGGAUACUCUUGCUGAGAAGCGUCCAAUGCCUAACCAUGCUUGUACAUAAUGCAAUUACUUUAUGUUCUCCAGAUCCACAAUGGAGGAGUCAAAUCCCUGGAUUUUAAAAUCAGAUACUUUGGGUAAAAACGGCUUCACUUUAGUGAUGAUCACAUCAUUAAUUUACAGAUUUUAUUUUAAAAAAUUGAAUGUAAUUAGACAUUUUCAGUAUUUGUUUUCCCUUGGUUUGAAGUCAUUCUUUUCUCGAGGCUUGUGACCAGAAUCUCACCAGCCUGGUAUUUUUAACCCCCACCCCCCCCAUGCACCUCACUCACAUCUUUCAUUUUCUCAAGCCUAGAUCUUGUUAACAACCCAUCAGGUGCAGUAUCAGUUUCGAAUCCAAUUAUCUAAGGAGAUAAGAAAACAGAGGCAGCAGAAUAUUGGUAUGUUAUAGUCCAGCAUUUAGCUAAGUUAAAAAAGAAAUUAAGAUUUUUCUAUAACUAAUGUUUUGAUCAGAAUAAAGCUGGUGAGAGGAAAUAAGGUACAAGUGAUAGUUUUUUUUCAGUGGGGGAAAAUGGUUGGAUGAAAUUGGGAUGAACACAGACCACAUCUUCAGGGGUCUGGAUCUUGUAGGUUUGACUACAUAAGCAGUGUUAACUCCAUUUUCAUACCAGUAGCCCUCUAGAAAAUAAAGCAAAGUAGUUCUAGUAUGAUCAAGUUAUGAAACAGUAUUGUAAAAAAUAGCAAAUUUUCAUUUGUCCACAUGCAUAUUUAUAGAGUAGUUAGGUACCAUUUGUAAGGUGAGUCCUUUAAAAUUCUAUAAUACAUAUUAAAGUAGUGGUUAUUGGUCUGAUAUAUGCUGCUCUUGGUUCUAUAAACCAGAUAAAAGCAGUGCUUUGUGAAGUGCAGUGUUAUAUCUUAAUGCCACUGGUGAUAGAAAGUAGUUCCCUUCGGUUCAAAUCCUGUGCCCUUAUUUGCUGCUUGCUGAUGUGAGCAAUAAGUAUCCUCUAACUAAUGGUUUUUACACAUUUCUGUAACUUGUACUUUAAGAUGGUGUAUCUGGUGAUUGUAAAAAUAUUAGAUAGAUAUAAAAGUAUCUAUAUAAUAUAUAUUAACUGUUAAUGCUGAGGUAUAGUCUGUGAACUCUGUGUUUUGUACUUUUACUCACUGUGUAAUUUAGUGGUGGUGAAAGUUCUAUACUCAGUCUUUAAGAGUGGCAGUAUCCCUUUUUGAAUUUAACAUGAUCUGCAUCAAUUUCUUUGCCUGCUAAAGUUUUGUUAGAAUAGGAAAUAGUAUAACAGUGUAAACAAGAAAGUAUAGUAUUGGUUAGGGAAACAGACUUCAAGUCACCAACUAAAGUGAUUAUAAAUGCCUGUACAUUCACUGUGAGUUUCAAAGGGAAUCGCCCUAAUUUGUUCACUUUCUGGAUGUGUACUGUUGAGAGCGAGGUGAUGUUAAGCAGCACUAUCACAUCAAACACUGGGGCUCUCCGUACCAGUUAGGUCUCUACUAGAGGACGGUGGAAAUACACAUGUAUAUACCUUUACUUUGCCUAAAAAUGCCAUUCAUUGUCCUCAAAUUAAUAAAAUUAAAGUUACUGUUUUAUUUAAGAGGAUGUUGAAAGUAACACCUUUUCCAAGGACAGUGUCAGCAACAUCAAUGUCAAUAUUGAGCCUGACCAUUUAUAGUGGUACAACAUCCACAUGGUGGUAUGGUGCAUCUCCCUGAUUAUCACAUUCCAUUUUGGAACACUGUGCCAGUAAGAAGUGCAACAUCCAAUGGGCAGAUGAAAAUGAUACAGAAAGUUCAGUGUUUACAGAUAAAACUGCUGUGGUUCAAGCACUUCCUUCCCCAUCAGAGGCUGGCCAAGGCUUUGUAAGAAAGUGAUGUAAAUAAUUAUUUUGAUGUUUAAACAUAAUUUGUUCACUCAAUGGUCAUUCUCACCUAAGCAAGGCCAUAAAAGGUGAUAGAUACCCACCAACUCUUCUAUUCCGACCUGUGAAUAGCUAGAUGUUUUUAAAACAAGAUACCACCAGUAUUAUAACACAACUAUUUUCCAGAUAAAUGGUACUGUGUUGAAAAACAAUUACUUCCUCUAGCAGCAUUUUAUCUUCUAUUUUGAAGAUUAUUUAUUGUACUAAUUAGGAAAUAUGAAAUAAGAUAGGGAACUCCAGACUGACACAGCAGUUGUUCUGGAAAAGGAACUACUCCAGUAAACUCUGAUGUAUUGGAUAACCCACAGAUGUAUCAUCAGUAACCUACUCUGGGUGCUCUUUGGUGAGAGACAGGCUUUGUCCUCUUGUUCAUGACAUUUCUCUGCAAAGAAAUUCUCUAUGGAGUGAAGCAAAUGAAGUAAACAUUUCUUACCAAGUAAAUUUAUCAACUUAAGAACCUGCUCUACAUCUCACUCUUGAGUUCAGUCGCAAUCACCAGUGAUCCUUCAUACUUUAUUAAAACUGUUCAUUCAGGUGAGAAGUAUGUUGAAAUUUUGCCAAUAUCUUAAUAAAACCCAGCAAUUUAAAACCA
Myotis brandtii (Brandt's bat) is the source of this 4982-nucleotide messenger RNA. RefSeq names its product protein phosphatase, Mg2+/Mn2+ dependent, 1E (gene PPM1E). The record is from RefSeq and is a predicted model, not a curated record. The transcript is spliced from 7 exons. Gene Ontology annotation, biological process: negative regulation of protein kinase activity; protein dephosphorylation. Gene Ontology annotation, molecular function: cation binding; protein serine/threonine phosphatase activity. Lineage: Eukaryota; Metazoa; Chordata; Mammalia; Chiroptera; Vespertilionidae. The annotation marks the transcript as partial.